Microtus oregoni (creeping vole) is the source of this 271-nucleotide messenger RNA. Its product is annotated as NADH dehydrogenase [ubiquinone] iron-sulfur protein 5-like. The record is from RefSeq and is a predicted model, not a curated record. The transcript has a single exon. Lineage: Eukaryota; Metazoa; Chordata; Mammalia; Rodentia; Cricetidae. Bases 8 to 271 code for a protein of 87 amino acids. Gene Ontology annotation, biological process: mitochondrial respiratory chain complex I assembly.
GUGCGCCAUGCCUUUCUUUGAUGUGCAGAAAAAGCUGGGCAUUAGCCUCGAUCGCCACUUUGUAUUCCAAAGUGUUGAGCAGCCCUUCAAGAUUCCCUCCCGAUGUCAUGCUUUCGAAAAAGAGUGGAUAGAGUGUGCACAUGGCAUUGGUGCUACCCGGGCUAAAAAUGAGUGCAAGAUAGAAUUUGAAGAUCUCGAGGAAUGUUAUCUUUGGAAUAAAACGAUGAAUUGCCUGGGUGAAAUCAAACGACAGUGGGAUAAGCUAAGUUAA